AUGGUGAUCUCCACAGUUGGUGUCCUAACAAAUGGUCUUCUUAUUGUUGUUAUUGUGAAGGAUCCUUUAAACAAACCAAGACGAGGAACGUGGAUUACUAUCUUAAGCUUAUCUAUAGCUGAUUUCACUGCAUCUUUGUCCCAAUUCAUGAUUGUUGGAUUGGGUAGAUUGUUCGAGGUCAAACCAUCAGAAGCUGUCAUUUAUUCUGUCCUUUUCUUUUUGAUGUUUGGGGCUGCGGGCUCAUUUUUUCACUUGACAUCACUCACAUGGCAAACUUACAUGAUUGCAAAGUAUCCCAAAUACAGACAUCAAAUGUUAUCUACGAAGAAAAUUUACAUAUUAUGCGCCACAGUUUGGUUGAUUGCCAUUUGCAUGGCAUUUGGUGAACUCACACCAAUUUACAGCAAGAAUAAUGAACAGCCUAUGUACACCUAUGUCACGCUAUAUGCUGUCUUGGAAAUCGCUGUUUUACUUCAGAUCAUAUUGAAGUGUUUCAUACUUAAGGUUGUAUUGCAAAGUCGACAAGACACUAAAGUAAAUGCUAAACAGUACAACACUAAACACUUUGAAAUUGUAAAGGCAAUCAUUGUGCUGAAUGUCUUACUACUGGUAACUGCAUUUCCUUAUUUUGUCGCCAAACAAGUGGAGUUUAUUCAAAGGCUUGGAAAAUACAAGGUGAAUUGGCUUGGUUUUUCUUACUACUACGAACCAGUUGCCAUGGUGAAUUUCGCUGUCAAUCCAAUUGUGUAUGCACUGAGGCUUCCAGUUUAUCGAAACAGUAUGAAGGCGUUGUUUAAAAAGACUAGAAUUGUUUCCAUUCAAAAACCAGGGCAUUCAAUCUUUUCACUUCGUACUAGUGCUAGUAAACCUGUAUGA
Messenger RNA from Xenia sp. Carnegie-2017, 876 nucleotides. RefSeq names its product mas-related G-protein coupled receptor member H-like. Gene Ontology annotation, biological process: G protein-coupled receptor signaling pathway. NCBI's taxonomy places the organism in Eukaryota, Metazoa, Cnidaria, Anthozoa, Malacalcyonacea, Xeniidae. The transcript has a single exon. Bases 1 to 876 code for a protein of 291 amino acids. Gene Ontology annotation, molecular function: G protein-coupled receptor activity. Gene Ontology annotation, cellular component: membrane. The record is from RefSeq and is a predicted model, not a curated record.